AUGGAUAACUUCACCGCCAUCGCCGAGUGCGAGAGGUCUUUUGGCCCAACAGCAACCGUUUGCAGCGAUCGGUUUGACUUCACCCUCCUCUUCGAACAGUCUGUGCUGAACAUCGGCCCGUCCGCAGUCUUACUCCUGGUGCUUCCGUUCCGGCUCCAACAGCUCUGUCGCCAACGCCGGAAAGUUUUGCGUCAUCCCCUCAACGCUGCCAAGAUCGCAGCAUGUCUCGUCUUUGGCGGUCUUCAGGUUGCCCUGCUGACGCUUUGGACAAAAGCACCGCUCUCUAACCAAACCUCGAUCGCCGCCUCCGUUCUGGGUGUCCUGGACGCUUUCGCGCUUGGUGUUCUCAGCUAUACGGAGCAUACCCGGACUAUUCGGCCUUCUAGCACCAUUUGCCUCUACCUCGUUUUUUCCUUGUUGUUUGACGCAGUGCAAUGCCGCACGCUAUGGCUCCUCCCAGGACUGCACGACCUCUCGGUCGCUUUCACUGCAAUGUUAUCGGUGAAGUUUGUCAUGUUCUUACUCGAGAUUAAGGGGAAGCGCCGAUUUCUCAUGACUGCUUUCCAAAGCCUGAGUCCUGAAGCUACCAGCGGGAUUGUCUCUCGAGGGUUCUUCUGGUGGCUUAAUGGCUUAUUGGGGAUGGGCUUCAAGGCAACCCUGUCUCCGUCGACUCUUUACGUCGUUGAUGACGAGCUACGGUCUGACCGCCUCCUCCAGAGAAUCAGUGGAUACUGGGACGAGAAGAGUGGGGGAAAGGAGCGUUCACUUUGGUUCUCGCUCUGCAAAAAAACGAAAACCGCAUUUUUCCUGACGGCAAUACCCCGACUUGCUCUGAUUGGCUUCAAGUGCUCUCAGCCCUUUUUGAUUAACAGAGUCAUCAGAUAUGUGGAUGGAGACCGAGGCUUCGAUCCCAAAUCCUUCGGGUACGGCUUGAUAGCCGCUACUGGGCUGGUGUAUCUCGGAAAUGCUUUGUCGAUGGGCUUUUACCAGCACAGACUCUUCCGCUUCAUCACCAUGAUCCGUGGAUCCCUGGUCUCCUUGAUCAUGUCAAAGAACCUCGAGAUCGUCCCAAAUGGGAGCGUAGAUUCUUCGGCACCUCUCACGUUGGUUAGUACCGAUGUGAGAACAAUCUGCAAAUCGUUCGAAGCCAUCCACGAGGUCUGGGCGAACCCGAUCGAAAUCGGCAUCGCCAUCUGGCUGCUUCAGAGGCAGCUCGGCCUUGGAAGUAUAGGCCCAGCCAUCACGAUUUUCGCCUGCACAGUCGGCACGGCCAAGUUGUCGAAGCUCAUGCCUCGAGCGUCCAAGAUAUGGAACGAAGAAAUUCAAAAGCGCAUUACAGUCACAUCGGAUGUGCUUGGCUCUAUCAAGGAGGCAAAGAUGCUUGGGAUGGUAGCGUUGCUGCAACAGGCAAUCCAGGAUCUCAGGAUAUCGGAGCUGGCCAGAGCGAAACGAUAUCGUGCUCUUAUCACCUACAUGAACAUGUUAGGCAAUACCCCUUCAAUGGUCGGUCCAGUUGUUACCUUUGGGAUCGCAAUCCUCGCCCAGAAAAUUAACGCCGGACUUUCGCUCUCCACUGCCACGGUCUUCACCUCCCUUUCAAUCAUCGGCCUCAUCUCACAGCCUUUAGCUCAACUGAUUGCCUCGGUUCCAGUUCUUGUAUCAUCCUUGGGAAGCUUUGAGAGGAUCCAGGCUUUCCUCGACCAAAGCACGGCGACAUCGACUAUAGUCACUCAAAGGGGCCCUUUAUCAGUAGAUCGUACUGGCCACGGAACAUUUCAACAUGGAGAGGGUUUCGAGAUGGAUGCCGUCUCAGGGCAAGCUCGUCCCACGCCGAGGGAUAUCGCAUUGAUUCAAAACGGCAACUUCUCAUUGAAGCCUGGUGCAGAACCAGUUCUACGCAGCAUAAAUCUCCGCAUCAAGUCCUCUACAAUGACUAUCAUCAUCGGGAGAGUGGGAUCUGGGAAGACUACUCUCCUUCGAGGGCUUCUGGGAGAGCUGUCAUCAAACGGAUCGGUCAGAACCUUGGGGGGAGCUGUGGCUUACUGCGCGCAAACGAGCUGGCUCACCACCUCCACCAUCAAAGAUAACAUUCUGGGCGAGACAGCUUUUGACGAAGACUGGUACGAAAAGGUUUUACAAGCAUGUGCUCUCGUGCGCGAUUUCGCACAGCUCCGUCAUGGAGACCAAACAGUGGUCGGGAGUAAAGGGCAGUCUCUUAGCGAAGGCCAGAAACAGCGCGUUGCUUUGGCACGGGCUGUCUACUCCAGAAAGCCGGUGCUUGUGGUCGACGAUGCGCUGAGCGGUUUGGACGUUGCCACAAGAAAUCAUGUCUGGAAUGGUCUCUUCGAACCUGCUGGGUUGGUUCGCCAAUACGGAGCCUCGGUAAUCCUGACUACACAUUCAUUGGACUAUCUCAGCUCUGCCGACAAUGUUGUGAUCCUGGGUGACGAUGGUCGCAUCGCGAAUCAGGGGACCUUUGAGUCCAUCCGGAGCAGCACCUAUCUAGAGAACCUCUCUAUUGAUAUCAACCGACGACACGACAAUGCAACUUCAUCGGGGGAUAUAGACCCCUUGGAGUCGAAAAAACAGGAUAGGCCACCGAAGAAUGACGCCGAGAUCGAUCCUGAGCAAGACCUUUUGAGAAGGGCAGGCGACACUACGCUUUAUUUGUAUUACUUUAAGUCAAUUGGUUGGCAGUAUGGAUCAGUCGGUGGGAUAUUCCUGGUCUUGAACUGCUUCGUCAACGUCUUUCCCCAACUUUGGCUCAAAUUCUGGACUGAGGACGAUGCAAGAACGGGCUCGGCGGAUACAGCCAUGUAUUUUGGGGUAUACUUUGCCAUAUCGAUGGUUGGUUUGCUUAUUAUUGGGGUCAACAUCUGGAUCAUGUUUGUCGUGAUAGUGCCGAAGUCUUCUCGGAACAUGCACUGGACGUUGCUUCAGUCCGUCAUGAGGGCACCCUUAUCAUUCUUCGUUUCGACCGACACUGGAAACUUGAUCAACAGAUUCAGUCAAGACCUGUCACAUAUUGAUCGGGACCUCCCGUCCGCCUUGUUCAUGACCUCGAUCGCUGUUCUUGACUGCCUUGCUGAAGGAGUCCUCAUCGUCAUCGGUGCCAAAUACCUUGCAGUUGCCAUCCCGUUUGUGUUGGGUAUCCUCUAUUGCCUACAGGCAUUCUACCUGAGGACAUCCCGUCAGAUGCGAUUUUUAGACCUUCAAGCCCAAGCGCCUCUUCUCACCAAGCUGAUCGAGACGAUUGAUGGGCUCUCGACUAUCCGGGCAUUCGGCUGGCAGGAAGCCUACAAGAGAGCCUCACUCGAUCUACUGGACCAGGCGCAGCGCCCUUACUAUCUGCUGUUUUGCAUACAGCGUUGGCUAACGUUAGUCCUGGACCUCCUUGUUGGCGCCAUCGCCGUGUUGCUCGUUUCAAUAGCCAUGAUGAUCCCGGACGCAACUAGUACUGGCGCGAUAGCGGUUGCGCUUUACAAUGUUCUCAGCUUCAACCGCUCCCUUGCCCACCUGAUCACUUCUUGGACGGAGUUGGAGACUUCUCUGGGAGCCAUCUCUCGACUGAGAACCUUUGAGGCCCAAACGCCAGUUGAGCCAUCGCCUUCCGAAGAAGACUCGGUUCAACUUCGACCUCACUGGCCGGCGCAUGGUCAGAUCGAGAUCACGAACACUACAGCCUCGUACUCUGUGGAUUCCAGACCAGUGCUCAAUAGCAUUUCCCUGUCAAUUAACCCAGGUGACAAAAUUGCCAUCCGCGGCCGCACUGGUAGCGGUAAAUCGUCUCUCAUUCUUGCCAUCUUCAAGCUCCUCGGCCUGGACUCCGGUUCGAUUGUGAUCGACGGAAUCGAUAUCGCUCGCGUCCCAAACAACCUGCUUCGACAACGACUUAUCGCAAUUCCCCAGGAGCCGCUUCUUUUCCCCGGUAGUCUGCGCAUAAAUCUUUUCCCCUAUGGCGACGAUCUGAGCGCCGAAGACAUACCGCCCGACGAAACCCUUAUCGACGCCCUCCGUAAGGUCUCUCUCUGGUCAAUCAUCUCAUUGCAUGGUGGUCUCGGUGCAGAAAUCUCAGACUUGCCACUCUCCAAGGGGCAAAAGCAGCUUCUGUGUCUUGCACGGGCAAUUGUCAGGAAGAAUCGCAGUCGGGUCCUGGUCCUUGACGAAGCCACCAGCGCCGUCGACCAAGAGACUGAGGAGAUGAUGACAGGUAUCAUACAGGCUGAAUUCGCCACCCACACAGUCAUUUCGGUGGUCCAUCGCCCACAAGCGCUUCGGGGAUUUGGAAAGGUAGUGACGUUGCAUGAAGGCAGAGUUGCAGAGAUAAAACUUGUGGGAUGCUGACGAUACCACCGUCUGCUGAUGUGGGUUCCAGAGCAUUGAGGCCAGUAAGAUCAUAGAAUGUAGUCGAUGGCCCUUCAGAUGGACGAGCAGAAACAAGACUCGAGCUCGCCAGAUAUAUUGACAACGGGCCCUAAACUCAAUGUAUCUUAUCAUGCCGGGGCCUGGCUUCUUCCCCUUGCACCUCGUCCCCACUACCUACCUAGCCCUGUUCUCUGGGCGUGUCGGCAAGACAGCCGGGGGGUUGCCGUUGAGCCGG
Messenger RNA from Colletotrichum destructivum, 4600 nucleotides. RefSeq names its product Putative AAA+ ATPase domain, ABC transporter type 1, transmembrane domain-containing protein. Gene Ontology annotation, cellular component: membrane. NCBI's taxonomy places the organism in Eukaryota, Fungi, Ascomycota, Sordariomycetes, Glomerellales, Glomerellaceae. The record is from RefSeq and is a predicted model, not a curated record. Gene Ontology annotation, biological process: transmembrane transport. The transcript is spliced from 11 exons. Gene Ontology annotation, molecular function: ABC-type transporter activity; ATP hydrolysis activity; ATP binding. The coding region runs from base 1 to 4344 and encodes 1447 amino acids.